ACUCAUACGAGUAAUAUAUCUGUUUUAUAAACUUCCUAUCAAAUAGUAAAAACUCUUAAUUUCUUUCCAUUAACUCGCAACAUAGCUCAAUAUUUGGUAAAAGUUAAUUAUCCAAAACACAAAAUUGUUGCAAAAAGAAAGUACUCCGUAGUCCGUAUGGCUUUUACUUGGCAGUUCCAGUUGACAACUUGUCAUGAGUUAAAAAUUCCAAACACAAAAUAAAUUUGAAGUCCGUUCGGAUAACCCAAAGUUACAGCCCAAAGAAAAUAGGAAAAGCCCAAUUCGUUUCCUUUUUUAGGGUUUAUCUAAUAUUUUGUUUAAGUAUAAGCCCAAGGACACAUACGUUUCGCACGCUCCCAUUCUCCUCUCUCUCUGUCUCCUCGAUCCAGAUCCUGAACCAACUUAGGGUUUUUGCGUUUCCGGAACCAGAUUUCAACAAUCUAAACAAUGGCGGACGACGAUUACAACGAUUUGGACAUGGGGUACGAGGAGGAGCCCCCAGAGCCUGAAAUUGAGGAAGGAGAGGAAGGAGAGGAAGUACAGCCAGAUGAUGAAUUGAAUGAUCCGGUUAUAGAAGGUGAAGAUAGAGAAGCGGAGGCAAAAGAGAAGCUGCAAAGGAAGACAUCUAAAUACAUGACAAAGUAUGAGCGGGCUAGAAUUCUAGGCACACGUGCUCUGCAGAUCAGUAUGAAUGCUCCAGUGAUGGUUGAGUUGGAAGGUGAAACAGAUCCACUUGAGAUUGCUAUGAAGGAGCUUCGACAGCGCAAGAUACCAUUCACCAUCCGUCGUUACUUGCCUGAUGGAAGUUAUGAAGAUUGGGGAGUGGAUGAACUGAUUGUUGAAGAUUCUUGGAAGAGGCAGGUGGGAGGUGACUGAUAAUACCAGUGUUACAUCUGAAGUCAUUGCUGUGUGGGUUACUUCAGUUCUAGAUUGCAGGACUUUUGUUUGUCUAACAUACUCGGCCUCGUAAUAUGUGGAUAUAUGAUUUUGAUACUAAACGUAUACUUCUCUACUGUAUUGUCUCCGGAUUAUGUGCGUUUGUGAAUAUUCUGUUAACUAUGAUCAAUGUAGUACUUCUUCGCUGUGUA
Spinacia oleracea (spinach) is the source of this 1088-nucleotide messenger RNA. Its product is annotated as DNA-directed RNA polymerases II, IV and V subunit 6A. Gene Ontology annotation, molecular function: DNA binding. The transcript has 6 exons. The record is from RefSeq and is a predicted model, not a curated record. Gene Ontology annotation, biological process: transcription by RNA polymerase II; tRNA transcription by RNA polymerase III; transcription by RNA polymerase I. Bases 448 to 876 code for a protein of 142 amino acids. Lineage: Eukaryota; Viridiplantae; Streptophyta; Magnoliopsida; Caryophyllales; Amaranthaceae. Gene Ontology annotation, cellular component: nucleus; RNA polymerase II, core complex; RNA polymerase I complex.